GAAUUAAUACAUGGUCAAUUUCUCUUGAUGCUAUUUUGCUUAUCUAAGAUAACGCAGUUAGUGGGGCAUUGUUGAACGAUUCACAUUUCCCCGAUUCACCCCGAAACUUAAACCAUCCAAAAUGUGACUAAAAGUUAGAAUCUUGAAUGUUAAAACAUAAUACCUAAUGAAAUAUCAGUUAGGUAAUAAUCAUAAGUUGCCAUCUUAAAAUGUCACCUGUUCAUAAAAUAGCUCUUAUCCAGCUUCAUCCCAAGCCUCUUUCGCCGGUCAACAAUUUCGCCAAGGCCGAAGCUUUCAUACGAGAUGCCGCUCAUAAAGGAUGUCAUCUCGCUGCCUUACCCGAGUACCACCUCACUUCGUGGGUCCCGGACGAACCGAAUUUCAAGGAAAGUUGUGCAGAGUCGGCAAAUUACUUGAAGAAAUACCAGCAAUUAGCUAAGGAGCUAAAUAUUUGUAUUGUGCCCGGCACAAUCAUCGAAGUAGAAGGCGAUUCCCUUCACAACAUCGCCUAUUUCAUAGGUUCGAACGGCGAGGUGCUAGGGCGGUACCAGAAGAAGAAUCUUUGGCACCCCGAGCGACGGCACCUAGUCUCAUCAGCCCACGAACCGCACGUGGCUUUUGACACGCCACUGGGGCGCGUGGGGCUACUGAUUUGCUGGGAUCUAGCUUUCCCGGAGGCAUUCCGAGAACUUAUCUCCGACGGCGCACAAAUUAUCUGCGUCCCUACGUUCUGGAGCAUGAAAGACGUCACCGAUGAGGGGUAUUCCCUUAAUCCGGACGGCGAAGCUCUAUUUUUGCAGAGUACGGUGGUCAGUCGAGCGUUCGAAAACACAUGCGCGGUUGUGUUUGUCAAUGCAGGAGGUCCACCAGAUAAAGGGGAGAACACUAGUUUCGCGGGCUUAAGUCAAGUCAGCGUACCCCAUAUCGGUUCACUUGGGAAGCUGGGGCGCGCCGAGGGCGUUUCGAUUGUGGAUUUGGAUAUGGAUGUGCUAAAGAUAGCGGAGAAUAAUUAUAAAGUCAGGGAAGACAUGAAGAAAGAAGGCUGGCAUUACGCUUAUACUCAAAUCAGAGACGGAAGCAAAUUGUAAGUAAGCGUUGAUUGCGGCAAUUCACAUAAUUGACUUUCAGAUAGGGAAUCAUGAAAAGUUUAAAAAG
This is a messenger RNA of Annulohypoxylon maeteangense, 1155 nucleotides long. Its product is annotated as putative hydrolase, carbon-nitrogen family. Bases 210 to 1088 code for a protein of 292 amino acids. Gene Ontology annotation, molecular function: hydrolase activity, acting on carbon-nitrogen (but not peptide) bonds, in linear amides. The transcript is spliced from 2 exons. The record is from RefSeq and is a predicted model, not a curated record. NCBI's taxonomy places the organism in Eukaryota, Fungi, Ascomycota, Sordariomycetes, Xylariales, Hypoxylaceae.